UUAAGAAAUGAGCCACCUGUUUUAAAAAUCUCUUCGCUCCAACUGAAUCGGGUUUUGCCAUUGCCCCGGACUUGAAAUUUCCUAAAUUCGCUUCGCUUUUCAUUUUGAUUCUCCAAGCAAAGAGCUCACUGAUUCCCUCUCCCUCUCUCUCUUUUAUUUGGCUCAUUGCGUUAGGGUUUUUUUUUUUAAAAAUGAAGUCUUCGUUUGGUAAACUUGCAAGAUUUGCUCUCCACAAGAACGAUGGCAAGGAUAAAUUAGAUUUUUUAUCAGCGGCUCAUUUGGAUGAGCUCGCUCAAGCAGCUCAGGAUAUGCAGGAGAUGAGAAAUUGCUAUGACAGCUUACUUUUGGCAGCUGCAGCAACAGCUAACAGUGCAUAUGAAUUCUCAGAGUCACUGCAAGAAAUGGGCUCCUGUCUGCAAGAAAAAAGACUGCUACCUGAUGAUGAAGAAAGCCGUAGGAUCCUGUUAAUGUUGGGGAACUUGCAGUUUGAACUCCGGAAACUUGUGGAUAACUAUCGCUCCCAUAUAUUGCUGACAAUUACAAAUCCGUCUGAGUCACUUCUAAAUGAGCUUAGGACUGUUGAGGAUAUGAAGCGACAGUGUGAUGAGAAAAGAAAUGUCUAUGAAUACAUGGUGACACAACAGAAGGAAAAAGGAAAGUCCAAAGGUGGAAAAGGGGAAACUUUCACUUUGCAACAGUUGCAAACAGCUCGUGAAGAAUAUGUUGAAGUGGCAACCCUUUGUGUUUUCCGAUUGAAAUCUCUGAAGCAAGGUCAAUCCAGAAGUCUUGUAACACAAGCUGCUCGCUACCAUGCAGCUCAGUUGAAUUUCUUUAGGAAAGGACUUAAAUCACUUGAGGCAAUUGAACCUCAUGUUAGGCAAGUUACAGAACAGCAUCACAUUGAUUACCAAUUCUGUGGCCUUGAAGAUGAUGAUGGGGAAGAUGGUGAGAUUGCCUAUGACCCAAACAAGGAUGUGGAAUUAAAAUUUGACAAUAGAGCUAAUGAGAAGGAGUUUGAUGUUACUUCUGCAUCAAGGAAUUCAAUGGAGGUAGAUGAAGUAAGUACUUCAUUUCCCCAAACUUUGAAGAUGGAAAAUGCAGAGGCAAACCCGGUGAAAAGCCAUGGGGAUUUCCAGGUCUCAAGUAGGGAUCAUAGAGUGAGUUGCCAUUCAGCCCCCAUAUUUCCAGAAAGGAAGCUUGAUCCUGCUGAAAGAGUAAAACAGAUGCUUCAGUCAUCUACAAGAACGUCCAACACAUAUGUUCUUCCAACACCAAAUGAUUCAACAUUUGCAGUUUCUUCAAGAACAAACAGCUCCAUUUCGCACACAAAACCUACAAAUGUAGCCGGGCAUCCACACAAUACAUGGCAUUCUUCCCCGCUAGAGCAAAAGAAUCGUGAGAAAGAUUCUGGCGAUGGUCAACCAUCAGAGUUUACCAUCUUGAAUUCUGAGUCAGGUCUCAAGGAGAACAACAGUAGUAAUAGUACCUCUACACAACUACCCCCUCCUUUGUCUGAAGGACGAGAAUCUACCCAGUUGGAUUCCACUGAAGCCAAAAAAAUAAAAAGAAAAGCUGUUUCUGGUCCAUUAACUAGUAAACAAUUGUCAACAAAGCCUAUUUUAUCGGCAACCAGUUCCAUUCCAUCGGCUGAACUUCCUCAUUUAGCUUCUGCAGUUUUUUCUCAUUUAACAAUUCCUCGAUCAUUAUCACCUCCCAGAGUAUCCCCAAGUGCAUCACCUCCCCUUGUUUCUUCACCCAGAUUAAAUGAGCUUCAUGAGCUUCCAAGGCCGCCUAAUAGUUCAGCUGCCAAGUCAGCAAAAUCCCCUUCCUUGGUUGGUCACUCUGCUUCUCUAAUCUCGAGAAAUCAAGAGCUUUCUGCAAGUAAUAUUUCUCCACUGGCAGUAAGUGGAGCAUCUCGUCUACCUACUCCACCUUUGAUAGUACCGCGAAGUUUCUCUAUGCCAACUGGAAAUCAAAGAACAACGUUUUCCAGGCUUUUGGAGGCUCCACAAGUUCCAGAUAAGGAUGAAGUUGCAUUGCCUUCGUCAAUGCCCACUAAACCAAUACCCAGUGUUUCUGAAGUGGCAUCUCAUUCUGGCCAAAUCAGAGGUGGGAGCUGAGAAAGCUGAUUCAUUUUGAAUCUUUAACCAGAAAGUUGGAAUAGAUGAAGUUUGGUGUGCAAAUAUGAGGUUUAUCGACAUGGUUAGCUAAGUUUCUCAUGCCAAAUCUUGGUUAGGCUGGCAGGCAUAUCUAUUUGUUGAGAACUAAUGAUACGAAGUGCACAAGAUUGGAGUGAUUGUUUGUUGUUGCAUACCACGUAUAUUGUCCACUGUUCACAUAAGGAAAUUGUGUUUUUUGUUGUUUGAUAUACGCCGCCAUGGAAGCCACCCAAAGUGAAAAAAGGAUUUGGCAUUUGCAUUAGAUAAGCCACCCAGAACCAAGUGAAACAAUUUUGCUUCUCAAAUACUGGCUCUGGACGGCUGCUAUGUAAUGCCAUGCAAUUUGCCCCUUGUAGCAUAUGUUGUUAUACUGGAAUUGGAUUGGUUUUGUAUCAUCCACCACCCAACCAACCUGGAAACUACUUUUUCUCUCUGUCCAAUACAAACAUCUAAUUUGGUUAACUUUGUAAAUUUGGUUUUUGGAAAGAGUAAAUUAAAGCUGAAA
Molecule: messenger RNA, 2664 nt
Organism: Gossypium raimondii (Peruvian cotton)
Lineage: Eukaryota; Viridiplantae; Streptophyta; Magnoliopsida; Malvales; Malvaceae
Exons: 11
Coding region: 192-2120 (642 amino acids)
Source: RefSeq, a predicted model, not a curated record